Molecule: messenger RNA, 1002 nt
Organism: Cladophialophora psammophila CBS 110553
Lineage: Eukaryota; Fungi; Ascomycota; Eurotiomycetes; Chaetothyriales; Herpotrichiellaceae
Exons: 1
Coding region: 1-1002 (333 amino acids)
Molecular function (GO): protein binding
Source: RefSeq, a predicted model, not a curated record
AUGCUCCUAAAGCAGGGCAAAGAAUUCAGGGUGGGAGGUCAAGUUCACUGCCUCUUGCUGACAUUGCCGAACUCGUUUGCUGAGAGGACGUUUCUUGUCCCCCUAUUGAAAACAGCCGUCGACUACGCGGCGGUUUCUGAUAACUCAUUUAUGUGUGGGCUUGCAUGGUGCGCAAAACUUACCGCGCAAGAGGAACAUACGAAGGUAUUACUUGUAAACACUAGUUUUACAGGUUCGGACACUGAAGACCCAAUCGCCGUUUCGAUGACAGCUGCAACAGAAGGGUGGUUGGAGGUGAUCAAGGUACUUCUCUCCGAGAAGCCAAUGCUAAUCAAUUCUAAAGACGCGCACAACAGAACGCUACUUAUGGGGGCUGCUAUGGCCAACCGGACGGAAAUGGUCAAGCUGUUGUUGAUGCGACAGGACGUCGAGACCGAGGUUCAGGACACUCAUGGAUUCACUGCACUAUCUCUAGCUGUCGACCAUUGUAAUGAGGAGACAGUUAAGUUAUUGUUGCCCUACGGCGAUGUCAAUGUCAACACAAAGAAUCUCAACGAGACAACACCCCUCCAGCUGGCUUCAGAGCUUAGAAGCGCAGGCAUCGUGAAGCUACUCCUUACCCGAGAGGAUAUUCAGGUCAACGCUGCCGAUAACGAUGGUAUGACUGCACUGACUAGUGCUGUACGCCAUGUGUCUAAGGAUAAAUCACGAGAAACGCUGGGGAGGGAGACAAAACUCUUACAGAAGCAAUUACGAACAGUCCAGACCGGGCAAGAAGUCAGCUAUAUCAAGGCCCUGUUCUUUUUCGAAAAGCACAACCCAAGGAUCAUUGCAAUAUCACCACCGGUUCGCUUUCUCCGUCAAGAGAAGCGAACCGAACAGCACGAGGCGAAACUUGUCACACGGACGACGCCGAGGGGGAUGCUGAGAAUACGCAAGUACAAAACAUACGCGAGGUCUCACCGUUACCCUGCCUAUUACCAAACAGGAUUGAUAACUUGA